This is a messenger RNA of Apodemus sylvaticus (European woodmouse), 871 nucleotides long. It is a transcript of the gene Csn2, whose product is annotated as casein beta. Lineage: Eukaryota; Metazoa; Chordata; Mammalia; Rodentia; Muridae. The record is from RefSeq and is a predicted model, not a curated record. The coding region runs from base 60 to 749 and encodes 229 amino acids. The transcript is spliced from 9 exons. Gene Ontology annotation, cellular component: extracellular region.
UAGACCAUCAUCCUCUCCUCAGCUUCACCUCCUGUCCUCUGCUAAAGGACUUUACAGCCAUGAAGGUCUUCAUCCUCUCCUGCCUUGUGGCACUUGCUCUUGCAAGCGAGAAGGGUGUGUCCUCUGAGACUGAUAGUGUUUCCAGUGAGGAAUCUGUUGGACAUCUCAAUGAGAAACUUCAGUACGUGAAUCUCAUGGGACAGCUGCAGGCAGAGGAUGUGCUCCAGGCUACUAAAGCUCACCCCAGCAUCCAGUCACAAUCCCAGGGCUUUCCAUCCACCCAGACCAUCUCUUGCAAUCCCAUCCCACAAAACAUCCAGCCUAUUGCUCAACCCCCUGUGGUGCCAUCUUUUGGGCCUGCCAUUUCUCCUGAACUGGAAUCCUUCCUUAAAGCUAAAGCCACCACCUUUCCCAAGCACAAGCAGAUGCCCUUCCUUAACUCUGAAACUGUGCUCAGCCUCUUUAACUCUCAAAUCCCCAGCCUUACUGGUCUUGCCAAUCUGCACCUUCCUCAGUCUCUGGUCCAGCUCCUGGCACAGAUUGUGCAGGCUUUUCCUCAGUCUCCCGUGGUUUCUUCUCACUCCCAGCUGUCUCUUCCUCAGUCCAAAGUUCUGUACCUUCUUCAGCAAGUAGCACCCUUCCUUCAACAAGAUAUGUCCGUCCAAGACUUUGUGCAGUCCCUAGAAUUUCUGCUUAACCCCACCGGUCCAUUCCCUGCCACUCAACAACUUCAUUCCGUUUCUGUCUAAGAGGAUUUCCAGGUUAUUUUCUCCUCCUCAUUUUUUUGAAUUGACUGAAACUGGAAAUGUACAAACCUUUUCAUCUUUGGAUCAUGCUACAAAAUGAUAUAUUUCUGAAUUAAUUUACAUGG